Juglans microcarpa x Juglans regia is the source of this 1201-nucleotide messenger RNA. RefSeq lists its product as uncharacterized. Lineage: Eukaryota; Viridiplantae; Streptophyta; Magnoliopsida; Fagales; Juglandaceae. Bases 159 to 1043 code for a protein of 294 amino acids. The record is from RefSeq and is a predicted model, not a curated record. The transcript is spliced from 5 exons.
CCACACCUCCACACUAAACCAAUAGGCUACACCUACCCAUUCGCAGCCUUUCACGCCAAGAAGUCCGGCACCCGAUUCUUCCCAAACUGUUCUUCUUCCCAUCUAUAUACAUACACAUAUAACCCUACCCCACCUACAGGAAGAGCGACCCAUCCUCCAUGGAUUCACUCUCCUCCGUCUCGCCUUCCAUUGUUCUCCCUCCCACCAGUGACCCCUUCCGCCUCCGCAGCCGCCGGCGACUCUCCGUGGCUCCUCUCUCCGCUUCCCACUGCCAUGGCAUCCGUCGUCUUUUUUCCUCUUCUUCUUCUUCUUCUUCUUCUUCUUCUUAUUUCGUCGUUGGCUCGUACUCUCCAGAACCUCCCAGAAGGAGAAUUAUUCAAGUUCCUUUUAGUCUGAGAGGUGGAGCUGCGGAAGAAGAAGAAGACGCCGACGGAAGAGAGGAUGUGGAGAGAGCGCUUCACCUGGACGGUACCAUUCCUGGAACUUCGGAUGAGUUCGUGAAGCGGAUGUCGUCGCGUGCCUACGACAUGCGUAGACACCUCCACCAGACCUUCGAUAGCAGCAGCUAUGAUGUACUGGAGGCCAACCCUUGGAGAGAAACUUCAAAGCCUGUUUAUGUACUCACCCAGAGGGAAAACCAAUUAUGCACAAUGAAAACCCGACAGAAUCGCAGUGAAGUUGAAAGGGAGCUAGGCUUAUUGUUUUCCAAGGGAGGAAAGCGGAGGUCUGGAAUUGGAAAUCAGCCCAAACAGUCAAGAACUGGCACGAAGUUUCAGAUGCUUGUUGAGGAUAUUAGGGAGGGAGUGCUAGUAUUUGAAGAUGAAAAUGAAGCUGCGAAGUAUUGUGACUUACUGCAAGGCGGAGGUCAAGGUUGUGACGGUGUCGCAGAGAUAGAAGCCUCCUCAGUUUUUGAUCUUUGUCAAAAAAUGAGGGCUCUUGCAGUUCUCUUCCGUCGUGGGACGACACCACCUCUACCUCAAAGCCUUGAGCUCAACCUGAAGGCACGGAAGCGGUCACUUGAAGACACCGAGGAUUUGCAAUGAAGUUCCUGUAGUUCAAAGGAAGAAUGUGUACAAGAAACUAUGCCAUCAGCAUUAAAGAAUGAAACUUGAUACUGUAAUAUAAGUUUUCUUAGCCGAUUGAAUACAGUCAUUUGUAAGUGAAUUAUACAGCUCGAAUGAAAAUUGUAUAUUUUGGUUUA